CACGUUGCAUCAUAAAGUCCUAACUCCUAACCAAAUAACUUCUCCGAUUCGCGUCUUCUACUUCCAAUCUUGUCUCUUCGACACAUCCUUAACAGUACUUCAACAGUCUCUCUUUCUGUUUUUUUUUUUUCUUCGCUUCUGCUGAAAAUCAUCUUGACCUGAAAAUUCGUAUACGAUCCGGCGAUGAGUUCGGAAUCGGAGGAAGCUGUCGUUGUGCCAAGGAACUUUAGACUGUUGGAAGAGCUGGAAAGAGGUGAGAAAGGUAUCGGAGAUGGUACCGUCAGCUAUGGUAUGGACGACGCUGAUGAUAUCUAUAUGCAAUCUUGGACCGGCACCAUCCUCGGCCCUCACAAUGUUUCUCCAGGUACAGAGGAAGCUAGGGCUGAUCCUAAGGGACCAGCUAAAUGUUGUGUGAUGUGAAAAGAGAGGUUGGGAAGCACUCAGCAAUUUGUAUUAUUAUAAGGGACAUUAAUGUAUAUAAACAUCAGUUGAAGCUUUU
Messenger RNA from Brassica oleracea var. oleracea, 499 nucleotides. RefSeq names its product ubiquitin-conjugating enzyme E2 variant 1A-like. The record is from RefSeq and is a predicted model, not a curated record. The coding region runs from base 184 to 420 and encodes 78 amino acids. NCBI's taxonomy places the organism in Eukaryota, Viridiplantae, Streptophyta, Magnoliopsida, Brassicales, Brassicaceae. The transcript is spliced from 3 exons.